AACACACAAAAUUCCGAAGGCCGAAGCAUACAUGGACGAAUUCUGACACAUUUCAGAACUGGCAACGCAGCGAUGAAGCAAUUUCCCUUCCUCUUCAUCCUUCCUUCUCUCUAGCUGCAGGCAUAAAAAUAUUGCGAAAAGAAUCCCACUAUCUCAUGGCAUAUCAACGAGGAGAGAGAGGCAGCAGGGGGAACAAUUCCACUAAGGCCAUCCACAAGGCAUUCGCUCUCCCCCUUCCGCUCGAGACAUCCAGUAGCUCCUCCAGAGCUGUUGCCUCUCUCGCCCCCUUGUUCAUAAGCACAACGCGUAAGAAUUGUUGCUGAGGAGCGGUAAUUGUGAUCUUUGCAUGCAUGGAUGCAGCGGCGCACUGGCACCAGGGGCUAGGGCUAGUGAAGCCCAUGGAGGAGAUGCUGAUGGCUGGAAACACAAAUCCUAACCGGAAUCCGAAUCCACCACCUGCCGCGCCUUCUGCUCCUGGCGCCCAGAGGGCUGGCGCUCCGGCAGCAGCUGCGGCAGCGCCUGGCGCUGGCGCGACCGCAGGUGCUGGGGCGGGCACGGAGCGGCGGGCGCGGCCGCAGAAGGAGAAGGCGCUCAACUGCCCACGGUGCAACUCCACAAACACCAAGUUCUGCUACUACAACAACUACAGCCUGCAGCAGCCGCGCUACUUCUGCAAGACGUGCCGCCGCUACUGGACCGAGGGUGGCUCGCUCCGCAACGUCCCGGUGGGCGGCGGCUCGAGGAAGAACAAGCGCUCGUCCUCGUCCGCGGCCGCGGCCGCGGCUGCCGCUUCCACCUCCGCAGCGGUGUCCGGCACGGUUUCCGUAGGGCUCGCGGCCAAGAACCCGAAGCUGAUGCACGAAGGCGCGCACGACCUCAACCUGGCGUUCCCGCAACACCACGGCCGCGGCCUGCAGCAGCCAGAUUUCCCGGCGUUCCCGAGCCUGGAGAGCAGCAGCGUGUGCAACCCCGGAGCGACCAUGGCGGGCAACGGCGCCGGUGGCAGGGGCAUGGGAGCGUUCUCGGCGAUGGAGCUGCUGAGGAGCACCGGCUGCUACGUUCCACUGCAGCAUGUGCAACUAGGGAUGCCCGCAGAGUACGCUGCCGCGGGAUUCGCGCUGGGUGAGUUCCGCAUUCCCCCGCCGCCGCAGUCUCAGAGCUUGCUCGGGUUCUCACUGGACACGCACGGCACGGGGGGAGUUGGCGGCGCCGGGGGUUACAGCGCCGGUUUUCAAGGGGUGCAGGAGAGCGCAGCUGGCAGGCUGCUCUUCCCCUUUGAGGACUUGAAGCCGGCGGUGAGCGCGGCUGGAGGCGGAAACACCGGAGCUGAUCAGUAUGAGCACAGCAAGGAUCAAGGAGGCAACGGCGGCGGGGCCAGCGGCGUCACCGGUGGCCAUGAAACUCCGGGGUUCUGGAGCAAUAGCAUGAUCGGGAAUGGCAGCAGCAAUGGCGGCGGCGGUCCUUGGUAACGCCGCGCGCGCCAUGCAUGGCUCAUGCACGCGCCGUUGUCAGCAUGCGAUAGGGAUAGAGACAAUGAGUUAAUAAGAGGUGGAGGUGAUUAGUGUUUACAUAUGGCCUUUGAUCUCUCUCUGGUUUUUUUCCCGGUUUCUUGGUGUUGUUCAUGUGUGUGGCGAUCAACUUGGGGGCUAACACAGCAGGAUAUACAGAUUAUUAAGGGUGGUAAACUGCCAAUUUACAGCUUUGGUCUCUUCGCCAAUCGAUCUCUCAUUUCUGAUCGUGUAAUCCAAGGAGCUAGCUGUUAAUCAUGUCAAUGUUGUUCAUGUAGAGUAUGCACUUAAACUUCGUUCCUUUUUUAUUGCA
Molecule: messenger RNA, 1821 nt
Organism: Phragmites australis (common reed)
Lineage: Eukaryota; Viridiplantae; Streptophyta; Magnoliopsida; Poales; Poaceae
Product: dof zinc finger protein 2-like
Exons: 2
Coding region: 351-1469 (372 amino acids)
Biological process (GO): regulation of DNA-templated transcription
Molecular function (GO): DNA binding; DNA-binding transcription factor activity
Source: RefSeq, a predicted model, not a curated record